Molecule: messenger RNA, 2901 nt
Organism: Parathielavia appendiculata
Lineage: Eukaryota; Fungi; Ascomycota; Sordariomycetes; Sordariales; Chaetomiaceae
Product: FCH-domain-containing protein
Exons: 4
Coding region: 290-2512 (740 amino acids)
Molecular function (GO): protein binding
Source: RefSeq, a predicted model, not a curated record
GGGUUCGCAGCCCAACUUCCUACCACAGUGCUUCCUCCUUGGAAAGUGUAAGGUCCUUGUCCGUUACAACCGUACGUAUCCGUCAUUUUGGCCUCUUGAAUGACCCCACAAUGUUCCUCUUGGCGCUCUGCAUCGCCCCAGAGCGCCGGUUUGUUCCUGAACUCCCCGCAUCGCAUUGCGGGAACCGUCAGCACACAACCAAGACAGCGGCCAUCGCAGCUUCACUUUGCUCCACCUUCUUUCAUGAUUUCGAUCGGGGCUCCGAGGAUACCGGAAGCGCAAGGGAAUCAUGGCUGAGGUGGAAAAUGCCCCGACGUUCGGGUCGGAGCUCAGGGAUGGCUUCAAGCCAGCCAAUGCCUGGGUCGCCAACGGCAUUGCCUGGCUCGAUGAUAUACAGGCAUUUUACCGCGAACGAAGUGCGAUCGAGAAGGAGUACAGCGCCAAGCUCAAUGCUCUGGCCAAGAAGUACUUUGAGAAGAAGACGCGCAAGUCGGCAAGCCUGAGCGUUGGCGACACUCCAACCAUGACCCCCGGCUCGUUGGAAAGUGCCUCCCUCACGACGUGGACUACACAUCUCACGACUUUGGAGGCGCGGGCAGACGAACACGAACGUUACGGAAACGACCUGAUUACCAAAGUCGCAGACCCCAUGAAACACAUGUCGGUACGAUUCGAGGAACUGCGGAAGCGUCAUGCCGAAUACGCCGAAAAGCUGGAGAAAGAACGAGACUCGUCCUAUGCUGAUCUCCGGAAGAUGAAGGGCAAAUACGAUGCUGCUUGCCAGGAGGUGGAGACCAAGCGCAAGAAAACCGAAUCCGCAUUCGACAAGGCCAAGGCGCAAAGCUCCUUCCAGCAACAGAUCCUCGAGAUGAACAAUGUCAAAAACACCUACUUGAUUGCCAUCAACGUUACCAACAAGUACAAGGAGAAAUACUACUUCGAGUACCUCCCCGAAAUUAUGGACAGCCUACAGGACCUCUCUGAGUUUCGCACACUCAGAUUGAACGGCCUUUGGACUUUGGCCUCCAAGCUCGAGGCCAACAUGCUCCAGCAGAGCUCCAGCCAGGUCGAUCAUCUCAGCCAAGAGAUUACACGAAACCAGCCGCACCUCGACUCGAUGAUGUACAUACGGCACAACAUGGGUUCCUUUCAAGAGCCCCCAGACAAAAUCUUCGAGCCGAGCCCGGUAUGGCAUGACGAACCCACCAUGAUCGUUGACGAGGCCGCCAAAGUCUACCUGCGCAAUCUGCUCAACAAGUCCAAAAGCCAGCUUGGAGACUUACGACGCGAGGCGGACAAGAAGAGGCGGGAAGUGGAGGCGAUAAAGCGGGUGAAGCAGAAGAUCCGGGACGGAACGGAGCAAAAGGACGAAGUGGCCGUGGUAUCGCAGAUGUUCUCCAUGCAGGAAGACCUACACCAGGUGGAGAGGAAGCGUCUCAUGGCCGAGGUCGAGACAUCCACCAUCACAUCGGCCGUCGGCGAUGUGACGCUCGGGGCAAAGAACCAUAACUUCAAGUCACAGACAUUCAAGAUUCCCACGAACUGUGACCUUUGCGGGGAGAGGAUAUGGGGCCUAUCAGCCAAGGGGUUCGACUGCCGCGACUGCGGCUACACCUGUCACAGCAAGUGCGAGAUGAAGGUGCCGGCCGAGUGCCCCGGGGAGCAAUCAAAGGAGGAGCGCAAAAAGCUGAAGCAGGAACGCCAAUCGGCGGCCAACGCGUUGCUGAAGCCGAGCGGGCCACCGGAACACGUGGUCGAGCUGCCCGCACUCAGCCGCUCCGACACGGUGACAUCCAAGACGUCAGGGUAUGCCGCCAGCUCGCAGCGAUCCAUGACAGGUCCAAUAUCGCCGUCGGAGGAGGCGCCGGCGUCAGAAGUGCCGAGCUCGACCCGUCCCGCGGGCACAGCCACAACAGGCGCCGUCAGGAAGAACCGUGUCAUCGCGCCCCCGCCGUCCGCCUACAUUAGCGAGCUGCCGGGAAGUGCCCCGAACGGCUCGUUGGGGCAGAAGGGCAAGAUGCUGUACAGCUUCGAGGCCGGAGGAGCGGGAGAGUUGAGUGUGCCGGAAGGGCGGGAUCUCGUCGUGCUGGAGCCCGAUACCGGAUCCGGCUGGGUCAAAGUCCGGGCGGGCUACAAGGAAGGCCUCGUCCCAGCGAGCUACAUCGAACUAUCAUCCUCGGCACCAGCAGCAGCCAUCGCGCCGCAGCACACGGGGCAAUCGGCGCGGCCGCCGUCGACCUACUCCAACAGCGGUUCCUCAAUAGGAACGUCGUCGCUUUCUCCGGCUGGGGGGAAGAAGAAGGGGCCCGCGGUAGCGCCGAGGCGGGGUGCCAAGAAACUCAGGUACGUCGAGGCCAUGUACGACUACACGGCGCAGAGCGACGCCGAGCACAGCAUGGUCGAGGGCGAGCGGUUUGUGCUCAUCAAGGAGGACCCUGGGGACGGGUGGGCGGAGGUGGAGAAGAGCGGGAUUACGAAGAGCGUGCCGGCGAGUUAUAUACAGGUUGUUUAGCGGAAGGUGGGGUGGUGGCUUCGGGUGGGAGUGACGGGAAAGGAGGUGAGAUUACUGCAUGGUGUUCUCCUGCAGGCUGGAAUAGAGAAGAAAUCGUGGGGGUUUAGCGUGGCCCCUUUAGGGGAUGGGAGUUGCAAGGUGCCUACGGCACAGGGCAGUUAUUUCAGUGGAAACAAAGUGGUGGGGCAACCCAACAUUGUCAAGACUCUUUUUGGGGUCCCUGAAUCGCCCGUGCCCUCUCAUAUUUCGCCUUUAGUCAGGCCCUGCCCAUCUUGUUCCGGUGAGGGAUGGUGAGUAUCACCGAUCAGGCGGCCUUAUACCUUACAACGAGUUUUUAGAGUAGAAUUUCAAGAUCAGGGAUCCAAACUGUGGCAAGGCGAAUCUUGGUG